Molecule: messenger RNA, 2745 nt
Organism: Candidozyma pseudohaemuli
Lineage: Eukaryota; Fungi; Ascomycota; Pichiomycetes; Serinales; Metschnikowiaceae
Gene: CDC46
Product: MCM DNA helicase complex subunit
Exons: 2
Coding region: 1-2745 (914 amino acids)
Biological process (GO): DNA replication; double-strand break repair via break-induced replication; DNA replication initiation
Cellular component (GO): MCM complex; nucleus
Molecular function (GO): ATP binding; 3'-5' DNA helicase activity; single-stranded DNA binding
Source: RefSeq, a predicted model, not a curated record
AUGUCGUACCUGAGGGCAGAAAUUUACUCGGCUCAGGUCUUACCGGGCGAGCAGCCCGAGGAUAACUCGUUUAACGAAAUCACGAAAGCUUUCCGGUCUUUCAUUAUGGAGUUUCGCCUCAACAACUCCUUCAUCUACAGAGACCAAUUGAGAGAGAACUUGCUCAUCAACAACUUUUACCUCAAGGUGAACUCAGAACACUUGAUCGGGUUCAAUGAGGAGCUCAACAAAAAGCUUUCGGAUGAGCCCGGUGAAAUGGUGCCACUUUUCGAAAACGCCAUCACUGACAUCGCCAAGAGAAUCGCUUUCCUCUCCAACGACGAGGUUCCCCGUGAUUUCCCACACUGUCAGUUGAUCUUGUACUCGAACUCGUCCACCAUCUCCAUCAGAAACUUGGACUCCGACCACAUCUCCAAGAUUGUGAGAGUAAGCGGCAUCAUCAUCUCGGCCUCCGUGCUCUCUUCCAGAGCCACCAACGUUCAAUUAGUGUGCCGUAACUGUAAGCAUACAUUGAAGAUCAAGGUUGGUUCUGGCUUUGGCCCAUUGAACCUUCCCUCCAAAUGUUUGGCUACUCACAACCACGACGAGUCCAUGUCACAGCAAAAGUGUCCUCCUGACCCAUACGUCGUUGUGCAUGACAAAUCCACUUUCAUUGACCAACAAGUCUUGAAGUUGCAGGAAACUCCCGACGCCGUUCCCGUCGGUGAGAUGCCCCGUCAUAUUUUGGUCCAAGUUGAUCGUUACUUAACCAACCAAGUUGUGCCGGGUACGCGUGUUACCUUGGUCGGGACUUACUCCAUUUACCAAUCCAAGCAAAGAUCUUCUGGCUCCUCCAACACAGUUGCCAUCAGAAAUCCUUACUUGAAAGUAUUGGGAAUUCAAACUGACGUCGAUACUGCCGCUCAGGGUCUUUCCUUUACCGAGGAGGAAGAAGAGGAGUUUCUUCGUAUCUCUCGUUUACCAAACUUGUACGAGGUAUUCUCUCGUUCCAUUGCUCCCUCGAUUUAUGGAAACAAUGAUAUUAAGAAGGCCAUUACUUGUUUGUUGAUGGGUGGUUCGAAGAAGAUCUUGCCUGAUGGUAUGAGAUUGCGUGGUGACAUCAAUGUCUUGCUUCUAGGUGAUCCUGGUACUGCAAAGUCUCAGUUAUUGAAGUUUGUGGAGAAAAUUUCUCCUAUUGCCGUCUACACUUCUGGUAAAGGUUCUUCUGCUGCUGGUUUGACGGCUUCGGUGCAAAGAGACAGUCAGACCAGAGACUUCUACUUGGAAGGUGGUGCCAUGGUUCUAGCAGAUGGUGGUGUUGUUUGUAUCGAUGAGUUUGACAAGAUGAGAGAUGAAGAUAGAGUCGCUAUUCACGAAGCCAUGGAGCAGCAAACAAUUUCCAUCGCCAAGGCUGGUAUCACCACGGUUCUCAAUUCGAGAACGUCCGUUUUAGCCGCUGCAAACCCUAUUUUUGGUCGUUACGAUGACUUGAAAAGUCCUGGCGAGAACAUUGAUUUCCAAACUACAAUUCUUUCUCGUUUUGAUAUGAUCUUUAUCGUGAAGGAUGACCAUAACGAGGCCAGAGACAAGCUGAUUGCUCAGCACGUUAUGAAUGUUCACACUGGUAACAGCAACAACAAUGACAACCAAGAGGGCGAGAUUCCAAUUGACACAAUGAAACGUUACAUUCAAUACGUGAAGACAAAGUGUGCUCCAAGACUUAGUCCUGAAGCGCUGGAGAAAUUGCUGUCGCAUUUCGUGGCCAUCAGACGUCGUUUGCAAGUUAAUGAAGCCGAUAUGAAUGAAAGAUCCUCCAUUCCAAUUACAGUUCGUCAAUUGGAGGCCAUCAUCCGUAUCACUGAGUCGUUAGCUAAGCUUACCUUGCUGCCAGUCGCCACACUGGACCAUGUUGAUGAGGCAAUCCGCUUGUUCACUGCAUCCACAAUGAACGCUGUGGAUCAGGGUAUUCAAAGCGGUAACUUGAUGGCUUCGGGCAAGUUUGCCGAGGAGAUCAAGAUUGUUGAGCACGAAUUGAGGAGAAGAUUGCCAAUUGGCUGGUCCACGGCUUACAGAACUCUUCGUAGAGAGAUUGUUGAUGCUGGAAGAGCUACACCCGAAGCUUUGGACAAGGCUCUACAUAUCAUGGAGAGACACGAGGUGAUCCGUUUCCGUCACCAGAGACAGAAUAUCUUGCGUGUGGGCCAUUCUAACAUCAGACCCAAGGAGACAAACCCACGUGGUAUCCCCAAAGCACCUUUUAUUGAGAAGGUAGAAGCUGUUGUGACUGAUCCUUCAAACUAUGAGACGAUCUUCAGCGCUUUCUCUGAUAGAUUACAGCAAUACAAAUAUAUGGAGCUCUCCAAGAAGCAGCAGCUUGCAGACCUUAACAUAAAAAUCCCAGAUACUGAAAAGAACCUACAAGUGAUUGACCUUCUCAAACAAAAGAAGGAGAAUGAAGAAGACGACGACGAAGACAAUGCCAUCGAAACAAACUACGAAUUGGACAGCACGCUAUACACAAAGGCUACAAUUGAUGCCAAAAAUCUUAAUUCGGUGUACUUGUGGCUUGGUGCUGAGGUCAUGUUAGAAUACCCCUUGGAUGAGGCUGUUGAGCUCUUGAACUCUAGAUUGGAGAGUCACAAGAAUCAGUUGCAGACGGUUGAGGAGGACCUUGAGUUCUUGAGAGAGAGCAUUACUACCAUGGAGGUGAACACUUCUCGACUUUACAAUUGGGACGUGAAGAGGAGAAGAGAGGAGAAGAAAUAG